AUGCACGGAUCUCGAUGGGAAUCUGACGAUUCUGCUACUGGCAACACGAUGUUGUCUGAGGCAGAGUACUAUGCCAGCUUGAUGCCAAUAGAGUCAGGCCUUCUUGGAACAUGGAUCAACCUGCCGCUGGCCACAGGCUUGCGUGACCAACCGAAUGGAGGUGCACGUGAUCGUCCAGGUUGCCAUGGCCGAACUGUAGAGCUGCGCACGGUCUUCUCUCCGAGCUCGGGUGGUGGAAGGAGCAGCAGUGCUGGACCGGCUGACGCCAAUCGACACCACAUGCUCAGUGAAAUCGAGAAAGGUACCAAGGAAGGCAGUAUCGGCAGCGGGUCUGGUAUGGUCGGACCAACGUUUACACGACUUAUCCUCCAUUGGAGAGCGCCUCAUCUGCCCGGCCGGCGGACGAACAGUCGCGCCAACCACUGGUCGACGGGUCGGCGACAGAGUCAACUGAAGCCUAAACUGCGCCAACGUCGACGUAUCUGGCGUCGUGACGUCUCAAACAGUGACAGAGAGGCCGAUUCCAUUGAGGUCGGCUCGCCGAUGCGUCUGCCACCUUGCGUCACCUUCCAUGCGGCGUUGAAGAUUAGUGAAAGGGAUGCCAAGAUCUACGCAAACACUGGUGAGCCAUUGAUUUGGUCAGUCGAUCUUAUUGUAUUGUAA
Protopolystoma xenopodis is the source of this 663-nucleotide messenger RNA. Lineage: Eukaryota; Metazoa; Platyhelminthes; Monogenea; Polystomatidea; Polystomatidae. The record is from the annotation of a GenBank genome assembly.